This is a messenger RNA of Haliotis rufescens (red abalone), 3137 nucleotides long. RefSeq lists its product as uncharacterized. NCBI's taxonomy places the organism in Eukaryota, Metazoa, Mollusca, Gastropoda, Lepetellida, Haliotidae. The transcript is spliced from 6 exons. Bases 154 to 2757 code for a protein of 867 amino acids. Gene Ontology annotation, biological process: meiotic attachment of telomere to nuclear envelope; homologous chromosome pairing at meiosis. The record is from RefSeq and is a predicted model, not a curated record.
AUAAAAGAAGUUGCUAUCCAUAAAAAAGUGUCUUGAUGAUGGAGUGUGAUUCCAAUAUUGGACAGGAAGAGCAGUCAGCUGAUCUUGGAGAAGAUUGAGGAGCUGGCAUCGAGACUUGAAACAUAUCAGGAGGAGUCCAACCAAGCCAGUGCCAUGGACCAGAACAACUCCUGCACUAUACUACCACCUGCAAGAGGCCAACAUACUUUUCAGGUGGCCGACAAUCUACCAGCUCCUCAGACUGGUUUCUGUCACUUCCUGGAUGCAAGGAGUGGGUGCAAUCCUACUGAACAGAUCAAGCACAUUCACGACAGACAACAGACCAUAUUGCCGCCUCACCUCAACCAGAAUGAUAUGUCACAGUCUUACGUCAUAAACCAUCACACACCUAUCCAAGCAGUGACAAGACUUGAUUCAGACACUGAAAGGAAUAGAUCAAAAGGUUCUCCUCACUUACUGAAUUGGCUCAGACAUCUCAUUCCAGAGAAUCUAUUAAGAAGAGAUCAAGCCCCAGAGAGUUCCCAUGACUACAGGAGUCCAGGCAAACCUGCAACAUGGCAACCAAUGUCUGUGGUGGACUACGAGCACCGAUGUAGGAGUGACUCCAGGAUUGGUGACGGUGGUCACAGGCAAGAUAGGGUGACAAGUCCACACCGUGAUGGUGAUAUGAGCUUUAGCCUUGCCCGAGUCAGGUCUGCAGCUGCAUCUGGUGAUCAUGGUUACAGCAGUGUACAACACACACCAUUACAGUGUGGGCCAUUUGAUGAACGUGGACACAGGUGGUUACUUGGAAAAUAUGGACAGAAUUUGAAUAGAAGUUGUAACUCACCACAUAUUGCAGACAGGAAACAUUAUGUUUGUAGUCCAGUUGAGAGGGGCAAUUGGUGUGAUAUUGAGGUAACCAAAUCAGAGGAAUAUGUACAUGAUGAAAAUCAAAUAUACAGAAGUUUGUCAAUUGAUCCAGAAGAAUGUUUUCGACGGAGUUGCAAGACGGUUGACUGUAAAAAAGAUGCGAGAGACCGAGAGUGUGAUGUCAGUCCAUAUGUGUCCCAGAAAGGAAGUGCCAUGGAUGGUAUCUAUAUGAACACUGACAGAGGAUGUGGAAAAGAUUGUAGAAACCUGGCCACUCGGGCUGACAGUCAAUGUCAAUGUGCUGGUUCUCCUCGGAAUACCAGCGCUGAAAACUCUCAUUUUGAACAAUCACUACUCCAUUCACAGAAACGGAAUGAUCAAAGUUCUUUCACAUGCUCUUGUGCAACAGACAAUGGUUCCUUGACAAAACAGACGUCAGCAGUAAUGGAAAGGCCUAAUACUGCCUGUGUCGACAGUGAUAAACCCAACAGAGUGGUAAGAAGCCUCAAUAUAAAUGGUCCAGCCAGCUCAAAUACACCACAGAGGAAUGGGAAGAUGGUUCCUACAUCUACUUCCUGUCAAUCCUCUGUUUUUAAGACUCCAGCUCCUGUCACUGCACCAUCACAAUUUGCCUCAGUCAAGGGACAGUUCCUGAAGCCAUUGAAUACACCUCUCAGGAGGAGAACCAAGGCUCCAUCCAGCUGUGGGUCGUCCUCAUCCAGCAGCAGACGGAACGUCCGAGUUCUGGCCCGACGGUCUGUCGUGGGGAUUCAAGAGUGUGCUUCAGUGAGGCACUCGCCACUGCGGGGUCCAUCCACUCCACGGGUCACCCCUGCAGCAUCACCAGCACACUCAGAGUUCGACCUGGCUCUUCUCAGCUCCGCCAAGAGAGUCAACAGACACAGAGAGGCAGACCUCACUGAACUCUCUGGACCUUGCACGCCAACAGUGAGGAAGCUAAGUUCCCACCAGCUGAGAUGUUGGACGGAUGUCCGGCGGCCAACUGCGUGUCCGUCGCCGGCCUACUCCAAGCCCCUGUCUGUGAUGGGGUGGUCCCAGCUGUCUGACACAGAUUCAGAAUCGGUGUACACACACUCCGAGGAUGACAGCAGUAGCAGGAGCAGUGAGGCAGGAGAAGAUGACCAAGAAAAGAGAACGGACAAAGUUUCAACAAUGAAGGGUUUGUGUCCAGGUUGUCACCCUCCUAGUCAGCUGCAGUGUGAUCUCAACAGUCGUACCUACAACAUCGCCAUGGAGACCAGCAGCAGCACAUGUGACCAUCACCGUGAAAUGAGGGAGGCAGAACGGGAGUUCAUUCUCAGACAGAAAUCCAACAAGGUUGUCAAACCGUCCCGUCCUAUUCCUGCCCUUAGUGAUGUGAAUCUUUGCCGAUCCUGCCCUUCUGCUAAAGGACUUGCUGCAUAUGACUUUCGUGUUUCCAGUAGUGAAACAGAAAUUGGAAAAACAUUUGUAUCGCCACCACGCCCAACAGAUUCGAGAAACACACUGAAUGUUGUGAGACUGCAUCGGACAAGGACCAGGAAGCACAAGCGCCAACGUGUAGCAUACAGUCAGGAGGAGGUGGACAACCUGUCACAUGGGGUGGAGACGCUGGGGACCAAGUGGAACCAGAUCCUUGUCACCUACAAGUUCCACCCCUCACGCACAGCAGUGGACCUCAUGGAAAAGCACAAGAGAAUGGUAAAGUCCAGCAAUGGUUUAAAGAAAAGAGCGAGAGACAGCAAGCCAUUCUCCAUGUGUGAAGAACGCCGCUUGCGCCGAGGGGUGAAGACUUUAGGCUACAACUGGAAGGGCAUACUGAAUAUGUUCCGGUUUUCACGGGGACGCAGGGCCGAGGAACUCCGAAGCAGAUGGAGGACUCUCAUGAAGAGAGCUUCACCAUAACAACUUUCACAUGCUCUUGGAUUCUGAAACAAAUAAUGUGAUACACAGAUAUAACUUUGUGCUGGCAAAAAAGUAGAACAUUGAUCUCAUAUAUUUGCUUAAUUUAUUAUUACUUUUUUGAUAUACAUAAGAAGUGUUGUGUUAACCUUGAAUGGGUUCUGCAUGCUGCUUAAUUGUUGAUGUAAUAUUGACCUUUAGACAUUUAUUUGAGAUAUACACAUGAUGGACUUCUCAUGUUGAUCUGUAUUCUUGUUAACAAGUUGCAAACUUUUUGUCAAAUGUCAUUGCCUGUAUAUAUACUGGUAACUGUGUUACCAUUUGUUGAUACAACUUAUAUCCAGUAUUGUUGAAGAAAUUAAUAAAUUUCAUGUGAAAAUGAA